Messenger RNA from Thyridium curvatum, 1425 nucleotides. RefSeq lists its product as uncharacterized. The transcript is spliced from 2 exons. The record is from RefSeq and is a predicted model, not a curated record. Lineage: Eukaryota; Fungi; Ascomycota; Sordariomycetes; Thyridiales; Thyridiaceae. Bases 1 to 1425 code for a protein of 474 amino acids.
AUGACGGCCGAGACAAGUACGGCCCCUGCAUCGACCGCGCCCGCCGUGGCAGCGCCUGCACCGACUGCAAAUGCACCGAGCGCAUCUACACCACAACCUGCUGCUGCCCCGGGCCAGGACUCAGCGGCGCAACCAGCAAAGAAGCUUACGGGAGCCGAGCUCAAGGCGAAGAAGCAAGCCGAAAAGGCAGCGAGAAGGGCACAAGCAAUUCAGGCAAAGACAGAGAAAGCGGCGGCGGCUCCCGGCGGCGCUGUCCCUCCCGGAGGCGCCGCGCAGGCCGGAGGUGCGAACAAAGGCGGCGCGAAACCCAAGGGCAAGCCCGAGGCAGGAGGAGGAAAGCCAGCUGCACGGCGCCCAUCUGGUGUGGGCGCAAAGCCCACCGUGGUAAUCCCUGCACCUCUGAAGGAGAAGGACCCGAGAGACUUGAUUCCGGAAUGCUUCAGCCACCUGCCGAUGGCCAAGAGGAUCCCGCUCUCGCAGGCGGAUAAGGAUGUGCACCCUGUGGUGCUGGCAGUUGGGCAGCAAAUGGCGACGUUUACGCUACGAGACAACAUUCGAAGGCUGGAAGCGACUCUCAAUGCAUUCAAGAAGGUGCUUGAAUCAUAUGAGGCUCCUCCCAGCAGCGCUUUUUCUCGCCAUUUUGUACCCCACGUCUUGAACCCUCAGAUCGAGUAUCUGACCGAGUGCAGGCCCAUGUGCUUCGCUAUGGGAAAUGCUAUCCGUCUUCUCAAAGCUAGGAUCUCCAAGCUCGAUCCCGAUACGUCAGACGAGGAGGCAAUCAAGACGCUCUGCGAGUCCAUCGAGGGGUUUAUUCAGGAGAGGAUUUACUACGCAGAAGUGAUCAUUGCGAGGAACGCGGCAGACAUGAUCAUCCAAGGCGAUCAUAUCCUCACUUAUGGCGGUGCGAGGCUAGUGGGCAAGGCUCUAGAGCAGGCGUGGGCGGACGGCAAGACCUUUGAGGUUGCCAUCCUCGACGAUCCUUGCGACCGCACUGGCCAGGCCAUGGCCAAGUCACUACGCCAGCAGGGCAUCCGGGUAUCCUACUAUCCGCAACUGGGAGGCGUUUCCUGCCACCUCCAGCACGCUACCAAAGUCAUGAUCGGAGCCGAGGCAGUCUUUGCCAACGGCUCACUCUACGGCCCGGCUGGCACCAGCGACGUUGCGCUGGCAGCACAAGCGGCCAACCUCCCCGUGAUCGCUCUAUGCGAGACGAUCAACUUUGACCGCGAGCGUGUGGCUACCGACUCUGGAAUGUAUAACGAGAUCGACCCUGAGAGGUGCACCGAGGAGUCAUUCCGCCUGCUAUUUGAUACCACCCGCGACAAGUUUCUGAAUGUCGUUGUCACCGAGUACGAGACCAUUACUGGUGAUGCCCCAGCCACGGCCAUCCUCGCCAUAUUGCGGAAGCAAGAAGACCCCAACUAG